AUGGCCUCCCAUGAAUUAAUCUGUACUGGUGUAAGAAGGAGAGUGGGGAAUGGAAAUUCAACUCUAAUCUGGGGUCAUCCAUGGUUACCUGACGAACCUGAUCCAAUGAUACAGACUAUCAUGCCAAAUAUAUUAAAUGGCUCAGUGGUUUCAGGAUUGAUUGACCUGACCACAGGAACAUGGGACCAUUCCAUCAUUCAGGAUAGCUUUCAGCAUACUGACGUAGCCCGUAUAUUAAAGGUGCCAGUGGCUCCCCUCUAUGAGGAUUCCUGGUUUUGGCAAGGAGACCCAAAGGGCAUCUAUUCUGUCAAAGAAGGUUAUAAGCGAGUUGUGGGAGACCUACAGCCUACUACGGGUAUUUAUGAUAAAUGGCUACAUCUUUGGAAAAUAAAAUGCCCUGCGAAAUGGAAAAUUUUUAUAUGGAGAGCUCUUUCCAAUAUUCUCCCAACCACUACGAAUUUGAUUAUAAAAAGAGUGGAGAUUGACCCAACAUGUCCAUUAUGUGGUGUUCUAAAUGGAAAUGUUAUGCAUUCACUUCUUUUAUGUGAUUUUUCAUCAUUGGAGGAUGUUGUGACUGUUGUAGCAACCUUGUACCACAUUUGGAAGGCACGCAACAGAGCAGUGUGGGAAGCCUCCAUUCCUCGGCCGAGAACUGUGUGGCGUACAGCUCAGGCUUCUGCUGCCGCUUGGCGUCACGCCCAUCCAGUUUCUGCUCACCAACAGACGCCGCAACCUACGGCCAUUCCAGGCGGUUUUGGAGCAGAUUGUUAUUGCUUCGUAGAUGCGGCUUACCUUCACCACACCAAGACGGGAGCUUUUGGCGCUGUUCUAUUGGCGCACGACGGGGUCUUCAUGGCAGCUUUCAAUGGGCGGUUUCCGCCAUGUUUUUCUCCUUUCAUGGCUGAGUCGCUAGCAUGCAAAGAAACUCUAUCAUGGCUAAAGGACCGGGGUCUUACUUCGGUGCAUAUCUACACGGAUUGUUCCACGCUCAAGAAUUUGUUAUCUACACCUACUGUUAAUCUACUUUCAUAUGUUGGUUUUUCUAUUGAUGCCUCUAGGGCAAUUAUGUCGUCUUUUGCGCAUUGUUCAGUUAGUUUCAUUCCUAGAACUGCAAAUAGAGGAGCUCACGUCCUUGCUACGUUAGCUCUCUCGUAG
Ipomoea triloba (trilobed morning glory) is the source of this 1155-nucleotide messenger RNA. RefSeq lists its product as uncharacterized. Gene Ontology annotation, molecular function: RNA-DNA hybrid ribonuclease activity; nucleic acid binding. The coding region runs from base 1 to 1155 and encodes 384 amino acids. Lineage: Eukaryota; Viridiplantae; Streptophyta; Magnoliopsida; Solanales; Convolvulaceae. The transcript has 2 exons. The record is from RefSeq and is a predicted model, not a curated record.